GUAAGGAAUGCAGGCCUUUGAUUCGAAAUUAUUGACUGAUUGGUUUGAUCAACACAUUUAUUCAGUCAUUGACAGCUAGUUGGAAGCUUAUUACGUUGGUAAUCUAUACAUAUCUCAUUGGAGUGUUUACUCCAUUGGAAAUUACAGACAACUGAUCGAGUUUCUCCAGUCGUUGACCCUUUACGCACUCAUAAUGCUCCCUUAGUACGCAGAAUACUUGGCCGGACUCUAACUACUACAAUAUAGCUGUCAGUUCGUGAUGAAAACUUUUGAUUCUUAACCAUAAAUCUUAACUCGACAUCAAGUCCUCAUAUUAGAUUACAACCCUCUUUUGACCUUGAUAAAUAGUUGCAGCUACUAUCUCUAGUUGGUAUGGCCGAUUAUUGGAAAAGUAACCCAAAGAAGUAUUGCGAAUUAUGCAAAUGUUGGAUGGCUGACAACAAAAUCAGCAUCCAAAAUCAUGAGAAUGGUAUGCGACAUAAAGCUAGUGUAGCUAAAAAAGUUAAUGAAUUGACCCGUAGCAAUAAGUGUGCUGAAAUGGAAAAGAAGAAUUUAGAGGCGUGCUUACAACAAAUAAACGAUAGUGCCCACUUAAGUAUGAUGAAAGAUCUAGAAAGAGACCCAUCAUUGGCAAAACAGUAUGGAAUCGUGCUAGCAAAGUCACCAUGUGAAGGAAAAUUGAACGAAGAGUCUUCUAGUAAAACAGGGAAAUCAGUUGCUGAUAAAUCUCGUCCUGAUCCAUCCAGUCAUGCAAAUAUUUGGAAGGAAUCAAUCACCCCAGAUGGCAAACAUUAUUAUUGGAAUGUGGCUACUCGUGUUACUCAGUGGACACGACCAGAUGGCAUUAUAGAGCCGGACCAACGACCAGUGAAAGAAGAAAAAACCAGACUAAAAGAAUUCGUCUUAAAUCGUCUUGUGGAGUUAAGCGAACAUGGAUCCAAAGGAGCCAAUGAGGCAGUACUACAAGUGUUUAAUGUACCUACAUCAGAUAUCGAGCCUAUCAUAGAAAAAAUAUCAGAUGGCACAUCCGAUAAGAAGCCGAAAACUGUGAACCUCCCAACACCUGUUCAAUUCCAAGGUCCACAAAUUGACUUACUUGGUCCGUGGGUUCCUUGUGAUGAUACUCCUAGGCCCAAAUUACCCAAGCUUGAUCUUCCUGAUGCCUCCAAUGAUGUUGGAAGCUUCGGAUCUCCAAAUUUAGAUGGAAAACUGGCUGUACUUGCACAGUUGGAAGCGACAACGGAAAAGUAUUACGAAAAUCCAACUCUCUUCAGUCCUAAAGACCAGGUAACUACACACAGUAGUUACGUAGCUGAAACCACUAAGCAAACCAAUAGUGAGGAUACUAAAGUACGACAGCCUAAUUCUAACACAACAGCUCGUAUUGUGUUCAAACGACGUCCUACGUCUAACCGAAGUAUACGUACUCCGCAAGAUGACGAGUAAACGUUCCUACUGCAGUUGUGUACAUAUAAUAUUUUUAUGGAUAAUAUAGUCAUUUUUCAGCGAAAAAAGAUGAAUUGUAUGUUUUUUUAUUGCAACAGAAGUCGGUAUCCUUCUAGGAUGAUAGUGUUAAUCGGUAAUUUAGACAGAAAGUAGAACCAAAAUACCAAAGAAAGGUCUCAGCGAUAUCGAUUCGAUCAACCACAUUACUAGCGAAAAACAUCUUAAC
Schistosoma mattheei is the source of this 1672-nucleotide messenger RNA. Lineage: Eukaryota; Metazoa; Platyhelminthes; Trematoda; Strigeidida; Schistosomatidae. The record is from the annotation of a GenBank genome assembly.